AUCGCUGCUUUCUCGCCGUUCCGUCAGUCGGCCCAGAGUCGGUUGCGUGCCAACAUGCAGGAAAUCCUUGAAACCAGGUCCCACGAUGAGAAGACGCCACUGCUACGGCAGCAGCGCGAUGAGCGUCUUAAGGCCCGGAAGGUCGAAAUCGUGCCCAUGAAGCGCAGUGACAUGGCACGCGGUGCUAACACUAUUCAUACCGCCUUUCACACGGACUCGUUGAUGCAGUAUUUCGACGACGCCGACACUGCACCUUUUCUCGAGAGACGGGCAAAAUUUCGUUACUAUCUCAUGUUCGAUGCUGGAAUUCGGCAGCAUCGUCAGCUAACUGUUGACGCGGGAGCCGCUGUCCUGAAGUACCAGGUACCUGGAGGUCGCGAGGAUCCUUGGGUACAUACAUACCUGACAAACGUCAGUCGCAAGCUGUUCGAUACGCGUGAGCUCACGAAGCGUGUCACGGAGUUCGCAGAGAAGACGGUUGCCGCGGUCGUGGACGCCUUUGGCGAGAAGCUGGCGGAAAUGUACGAAAUUCAAUCCCUUGGAACAGAUCCGGAGUUCCAGGGUCAGGGCUUUGGUUCCGCCUUGGUCACCGCAGUAACAGACAUGGCGGACGCUGACAGUCGCGACGUGUGGCUAGUCACCACAGAUGCGUACGCGUUCUACGAAUUUCUGGGUUUUGCUACCGUCCGGAGCUUCAUUGUCGGAGAUGCUAACCCAACCUGGGCAAAGGCACCCAUUACUGUUCGCGUUAUGCACCGACCUUGGAAGAAGUCAAUUGAAGACGUUUAGUGGGUUUAUUAUGUGGUGACACGUACAGGUUGAUAGGAGGUAUCUCUGCCGGCUCGCAUGUAUUUCCUAUGUAUUAGAUGGAUCGAUAGCGCUGAACGUUAGCGGUAUACUGGUCGACAGUGAUUUAAAGGAUGCACUCACUUUACA
Molecule: messenger RNA, 936 nt
Organism: Trametes versicolor FP-101664 SS1
Lineage: Eukaryota; Fungi; Basidiomycota; Agaricomycetes; Polyporales; Polyporaceae
Exons: 7
Coding region: 55-789 (244 amino acids)
Molecular function (GO): acyltransferase activity, transferring groups other than amino-acyl groups
Source: RefSeq, a predicted model, not a curated record